CGCUACUCAGUACAGCACUGAAACUCCGGCUCGGAUUUCCUCACAGUCGCAGACGGAUUAUUGUGCGCUGUUUCUUCACCGGUUUGACUUUAUUCUACCUCUGUUUCGACUUUUGCCCCAAUUUCUCUGAGGAUGUCGGUGGCGGGUUUGAAGAAACAGUUUCAUAAAGCCAGUCAGUUACUGAGUGAGAAGAUAAGUGGUGCAGAAGGGACAAAGCUCGAUGAGGAUUUCAUGGAGAUGGAGCGGAAAAUAGAUGUCACCAACAAGUCUGUGUUCGAACUCCUAACCAAAACCACAGAAUACCUUCAGCCAAACCCAGCAUCGCGAGCCAAACUGGGGAUGCUGAACACCGUGUCAAAGAUCAGAGGACAGGUAAAGACCACUGGUUACCCACAGACAGAGGGGCUUCUGGGAGAUUGCAUGCUCCGGUACGGCCGUGAACUUGGAGACGACUCUACAUUUGGCUUAGCUCUGUUGGAUGUGGGAGAGACUCUGAAACAAAUGGCUGAUGUUAAAGACUCGCUCGAUAUCAACGUGAAGCAGAACUUCAUCGAUCCGCUGCAGACACUGCAGGACAAGGACCUGAAGGAGAUUGGGCAUCAUUUAAAGAAGCUGGAGGGACGGCGGUUAGAUUUUGACUAUAAGAAGAAGCGGCAGGGAAAGAUUCCUGAUGAUGAAAUCAAGCAGGCUGUUGAGAAGUUUGAGGAGUCCAAGGAACUUGCUGAGAGGAGCAUGUUCAACUUCUUAGAAAAUGACGUGGAGCAGGUGAGUCAGCUAGCAGCUCUGGUCGAGGCAGCGCUGGAGUAUCACCGUCACUCCUCCGACAUCCUGGAGGAACUCAGUGGCAAAUUACAGAGCAGGAUAAACACAGCAAGCAGCAAACCUAAGAAAGAGUUCAAGCCAAAGUCCAUCAUGUCCAGCCUGGAGACCAUCAAUAUCAGUCAGCAUAAUGGCGUCUCCUACACUUCCUCUCUAAAAUCCACAGAUAUUCAAGUGAACCACAGUGUAAAUGGAAAAAUUGAUUACAUCAGCCAUCCUUCUCCUAUUAAUCCAGCGUGGUCCGAAAGCCCCACAGUGAACAGUCAGACAGAGGUCCACAUGGACCAGCCGUGCUGCCGCUCUCUGUACGACUUCGAACCCGAGAACGAAGGGGAGCUCGGCUUCAAGGAAGGAGACAUCAUCAUCCUCACCAAUCAGAUUGACGAGAACUGGUACGAAGGGAUGAUCAACGGCGAGUCAGGCUUCUUUCCCAUCAACUACGUCGAGGUCCUAGUGCCCCUACCACAAUGAGGCUUGUAAACACUGACUCUGUACAAGAGACACACACUAUGGAAACGUCAUCUUUUUCUGCUUUAUUUUUCAGCAUCUAAGAGUAGUGAGUCAAGACAACUGGAAUUGAUUUAUAAUCUCGAUGAGUAAAGAAAAGUCUCAAAAGUUAGAACAAGUCCAGUCACCUUGAUUCAUUAUUUCUAGACAUUUAGUGACCUGGAUGCCUGAAAAAACUGGUAGGCUUUAUUUUUCUGUAUUUAUUUCUCUUUUAUAUGCAGUAUCCGCGGUGCGCUUCUGAUUUAGCCUUUGGCAUUUGUUCAGCACUCUUUUUUUUUUCAGCUGUGUGAAUGGCUAGCUCUCUACUUUUUUGUUUGUCUUUUUUUUUAAUUUCGGUUUGUACGUGGUUUAGCGGUUUGAGUGCCUGCACUGAGCUUACAUGUCACCGAAACAGUUUAUAAAAUGUGAGUACUGCGACUGUACUACUACUCAUGGGAAUGUUUAUCUCCCCAAGUAUUUAAUCUCUCUCUCUCUCUUUCUCUUGCGCACUUGCUCUUUUUUUUUUUUACUGUUUACAUGUGAUUUAUUGCGAUUAUCUGGAAUCAUGACAGCAGUAACAGAUGUUAUAUUGGGAACGAUGCAGAGAUUGAAGUACAGGGAGGGCGAAGUGGCAAAAAGAUCACGUCACAAUACUUUUCACACAAUGCACAAUAUUUAUCGUCACUAAGGUUUCGUUCAAAAUCUUGCCAGCAGCAAAUUAAGAUAAAAUGAAAUAAUUGGAUUAAAAAAUACGCUACCAAUUAGCUACUUAGUAGGCAGGGUUUCUCAACCUGUUUUGGACAGUGACCCAUUUUAAAGGACCAAUACGUAAAGCCUGUGUCACACUGUCUCGUAUCUUGCCACGUAAGCAACGUAUGGGUCAAACGGCAAGAAAUGAGGCGUAUUUUGUCCAAAAUUAAAGUCCUGUGACGUACACGGCGUAUAUGUGACGUUUCUGUGGCGUAUCUGGGGUUUGUAUGGGGUUCAAGGGACGUAAAGUUAUGGCAUACUGAGGCGUAUGAUGCGUUGCUGUGAUGUAACCGUUCCGUUGCUUUCGUUAGCGUGCCGUUUCGUUUUUAUGUGUGACGUUGCUGCUGUGUACCUGCGGCGUAUCGACAGCGCUUUGUAUACUGUAAAAAAAAAAGACAUUUUAGGGUGUUUAGGGUAUUUACAUGAAACACCAGGGUAUUUAAAUAAUACUUCAAUGUCUUCUAGAAAGGCAUGGAUGUACAGUGUCUUGCGAAAGUAUUCAUCCCCCUUGGUGUUUGUCCUGUUUUGUCGCAUUACAAGCUGGAAUUAAAAUGGAUU
This is a messenger RNA of Neoarius graeffei (lesser salmon catfish), 2613 nucleotides long. It is a transcript of the gene sh3gl3a, whose product is annotated as SH3-domain GRB2-like 3a. Gene Ontology annotation, molecular function: protein binding. Gene Ontology annotation, biological process: synaptic vesicle uncoating; endocytosis. Gene Ontology annotation, cellular component: presynapse; glutamatergic synapse; cytoplasm. The record is from RefSeq and is a predicted model, not a curated record. The transcript has 11 exons. Lineage: Eukaryota; Metazoa; Chordata; Actinopteri; Siluriformes; Ariidae. Bases 133 to 1290 code for a protein of 385 amino acids.